GCAGACCUUAAUUCCUUAUAUAAUAGUUUUACGACCACUGCAGUAGUGUAACUUUUCCAAACGUUUCCUAUUUGAGAUUUAGAAAUUGACAGAUUGGCUCAAGGCGAAUUCAUACAUUUAUAAAUUCGCCUUGAAUUGACUAUUUUUCAAUUUGGCGGUUGGAUUUUCAGUUGUCCCGUUUAUCUGAGUUAAUUUGUUAAACGAUUUUGUUAUAUUGUGUGUAUUUUCGAUGUUAAAGUGAUAAUUUGUAUGUCUGUCUUUUCUUUAUUAAUGUUGUAUGAAGUGUAUUUUAAUAAAUAAGUUUAAAUCAAAUCAGACUAACAAAAAUCUGCGAAUAAAAUGAGCGCUUUCGAGGUGGUGCUUACUCCGACACACCCAAAAUGCAAGAAGCGAAUAGAAUCUCGCGAGCCUACCGACGUUGUAAUGGCGCCGUUCUCCGCCAAAUCCAUUGUAACAUUCGAAGAUGUGCCAGUUGGAAAGACGGCGCGACGUAUUUUACGUAUAGUCAACCCCUCUGAGGAUAAUAUAGAAGUCCGUGUUAUAAAGCCAAUAAGCGAGGAAUACAAUGUUUCAAUUAGUUGGGACGAAAUCGUUAUACCCCGAUCCAAAACUGUAGAGAUGGAGAUGGUAUGGAAUCCUUUGGAACAAUUCACUUGUAAAGAAACAUUACAACUUUUGGAUAACAGAAAUUUUCGUAAGGAUGUUAUGGUGAUAAUGAAAACCCGCGUAACCAAUCCUAUUAAGAGUGUUCGAAAAUUUCCUACUAUUUCGACUAGUAACAGCAGUUAUGUGAGAACGCUACGUCUCAAGUCCCCGAAAGGUGCCACAAAAUCGCACAAAUCCAGCUCAGCACAGACACAAUCGCGCAAACCACCCACAACAACUACUCAAAGGGCAGGUAAACCGCCUUCUGCCCCAUCAACCACACGGGUACGCGCGCCUCCUCCGAGAUCAGUAUGGGCAGAUACUAAAUGUAAUUUACGUGAAGAACAGAAACGCGAAGUGUUCGAUGAAAUUACUAUAAACUUUACUCACACAUCUCCGCUUUCUGAGCGAAAUAUUUACGCGCGCAACAAAGCUGUGAAUGCUGCUAUGCCCACAGUUUCUUCAAACAAAUCACCGGUUCUGCUUACACACAAAGAAAAUGUUAGUCCUAUGACUCCUAGCAAUGUCAUAAAAAUGUUCGACAAGAUUCAGUUCACACCUAUAAACAGUGGUGAUGUGAAAAGUGGUAUUGCUGGACAUCACGAUUUGGAUAAUUUAGCCAGUUGGCCAACACCUGUUAGCGUGGAUUCGGUGAAGGUUAACUUAUCAACCAUGCGACCACGGCGGUUAACUUCGGCCAAUGAGUCCGCUGAUUUCCUUGAGAAUACUAAUACCACUCAUAUGACAGUCGAGUUUCAUAUGGAUCAAAAAUCGCCUGGCAGCGCUGUUAUUACAAAUAAAACUUUUGAAGUAAGACACGAAAAUAUUAAUAUAUCAACAGAUUCCUUGGACACACCCGUUUGUUAUGGUAUUACGCUUAACAAGACCACUACAAUUACCACAACUCCAAAGUCGCGCCCACUAGCUAUGAUAGAAGAGGAAGACACUAGCCUUUGCAGUGGAGAACCUGAGAAAACUUAUGUGAAAAACAAAAGUGAGAUAGUAGCCGAAUCAAGUCCUGUGCGUGGGGAAGAAGAUCUGUUACGCGACAUUAAAUUAGUAGGCACACCUUUGCGAAAAUACUCCGAAUCAAUGAAAGAUCUUUCAUUGCGUUCACCAAGUAAGCGUUACUCGGCUAGUCAAGGUUCUAUGCCGAAUCUGAAUGAAAUGGAAUGUAUUCGGUCCAUCGAGCAGAAUCGAUACUUUUUCAAUAAUCGCAUGCCAUCGCAAGGGGGUUUAAUCUCGGAAGCAAGUACCCCUAUCUACCCACCACCCAAAAUUUGUGAACCCAAUACCCUAGGCAACGAAUCUGCAUAUGUCGAUUUAGGGAUUAUGUCCCAAGCCGAUCUCGCUUUUAAUCAAAGCGAAAUAUUAGCGCAAUCGAGUCGUUUUAAUUUAAAUGAAGUUGGCGUAAAAUCGCGUCGCAGUAGCCCAGUUCCUGUGUCUGGCAAAUGGCGAGAUUUACGUGGCGUGUCACCCAAAUCAUCAAAAGUUAAAUUGUCUGAGUAUUCGCCAUCGAAAUCAAACAAGCGAAAUUCACAGGAUCUAUCUUUUUCCGAUGCGCCAAGCAGUGAAUCUCUAGCGACUACUUCCAGCGAUAAAUCGUCAGUUAGGAGCCCUUCUUCUAAAUCCAAAAAUGCACCAUCUUCCAACAAAAAUAUGAGCCUGAUUUUGGUUUCGCCACCAAAGCGGCAGCGUGUAGAUAAUGAUUUCACUUUUGAGCGUCCGUCAAUACCUGGUUUAUCGCGCUCCAAAAAUUGGUCACGUACUCAGGUGAAAAAGAUGAAAAUAGUAGAGCCAACUACACCAAAAAAGGUCAGUCCACCAAAUAUUCAACUCUCACCAUUGACUUCAGAGAAGCUCUAUGAUCCAGAGUUGUACCUACAAUUCUGCAUUAACCCCGAUCCUUUUGCUGCAAGCACUACUUGUGAUCCCUUUCUCGCUUCCACUAUGUAUUUGGAUGAAACAGCUGUGCAGAAACAUCAACAGGAUUUUAGAAAAUGGUUGAAUGCGCUGGUCACCAUACCAGCAGACAUGGAUGCCAACAGCGACGCCAAGAUCGAUGUGGGAAAACUAUUCAAUGAGGUGCGCCACAAGGAAUUAACAUUAGCGCCUACCAAAGAAGAGCAGUCUAUGGAUUAUAUGGUACAGCAUCGGCUGGAGGUUGUUAGACGUGCAGCCGUUUAUUUGUAUUUGAGCGAAGAGGUGCGUGAACCCUGCUCGAAAGUGGCAGUGUAUGUAAACAAAAAGGCAAUACGUAUACGAAACGAUCGAAAUUUGCAUCUCGAUGUGGUAAUGCAGCGGUAUAUACUUGAACUGCUGCUCUGCUUCAAUCCAAUGUGGCUACGCAUAGGCUUGGAAGUGGUGUAUGGGGAGAAAAUACAUUUGCGUUCAAAUACCGACAUUAUUGGACUCAGCACCUUUAUACUGAAUCGCCUUUUCCGCGACAAGCUAUUAGAGGAGAAAUAUUCGCGCGCUUAUUCGCUAUCGGAGGAAUACGCAGAGUAUAUUAAAAAGUAUACGCUGACUAAAAUGCUAUGUCUACUGCUAUUUCUGGAUAAAGCCAAGCAAAAGCGCAUUAUCAAAUACAAUCCGUGCCUCUUUGUCAAGAAAUCGCCCCAUAAGGAAACAAAAGAAAUUCUGCUAAAAUUUUCAUCAGAGUUGCUUGCAAAUAUGGGCGAUAUUACCCGAGAUUUGAAACGACUCGGCUAUGUGCUGGAGCAUAAGCAGUGUUUCCUAGACGAAUUUAAUUACGCCUUCCAAAAUCUCGCCGUUGAUCUGCGAGAUGGUAUACGCCUGACGCGCGUCAUGGAGAUAAUAUUGCUGCGAGAAGACCUCAGUAAACAGUUGCGCGUGCCGGCCAUAUCGCGCUUGCAGAGAAUUUACAAUGUAAAUUUGGGAUUGAAGGCCUUGAGUGAGGCUGACUUUAGGUUGCAAGGCGACAUUACUGCAGCAGAUAUUGUCGAUGGACACCGGGAGAAGACGCUUUCCUUGCUUUGGCAGAUUAUCUAUAAAUUCCGCUCGCCGAAAUUCCACGCAGCGGCACGCGUUCUUCAAAAGUGGUGGCGCAGCAAGUGGCUAGGUGUGUGGGUGAAGCGACGCAUACAUGAGAAAGAGGAGCGCCGUCGGCAGCAAGCUGCAACCACGAUUCAAGCGUACUAUCAUGGAUACAUAUCGCGUCGCUGGGUGGAGUUAUAUCGCCGAGAGCGCACUGAAGCUGCGGUGGUAUUACAGAAGCACACUAGACGACACUUGGCACAAAAGCACUACAAACGUACUAUAACCGCAGUGUGUAAGAUUCAGCGUUGGUACCGUGCGUGUGCGCUCGGUGUCAGCUAUCGUCGGCACUUUGCUGUCUUACGCUGUUGUACCGUAUUCAUACAGCGCUGCUAUCGCCGCCGUUUACUUUCUAAAAAGCUGCUACUUGUCGCCGACGAAUAUCGCCGUUACUGUGAAGAAAAUCAUAACAGAGCAGCUUCUUGCAUACAAAAAUAUUGGCGCGAUCGCUGUGUUACGAAGAGGUACCGCGAGGCGUUCCUGAAGUUGAAAAACAGCCAUGAGGACCAGGCCUAUCACAGAAUCCAUCGUAGCGUCGAUUUUCGUGAAACCUACGAAAGUGCUACCACAGAAUCCGAAUGGCUACGAACGUAA
Rhagoletis zephyria (snowberry fruit fly) is the source of this 4296-nucleotide messenger RNA. RefSeq names its product protein abnormal spindle-like. Gene Ontology annotation, biological process: establishment of meiotic spindle localization; mitotic cell cycle; spindle organization. Lineage: Eukaryota; Metazoa; Arthropoda; Insecta; Diptera; Tephritidae. Gene Ontology annotation, cellular component: spindle pole. The record is from RefSeq and is a predicted model, not a curated record. Gene Ontology annotation, molecular function: calmodulin binding.